AUGAAUAUUCAGCUUGCAACUUGUAGGAGACAAACUCACGCUGAGAGGACCGACAGUCCAGGACUUUUCCCAGCAGCUCUUUUCGGGAUUAUAGUUGGUAAUAGUGAUGUGGAGGACGGCUUCCUUCUUGAGACCAGUGCCGAAUGGCCAGUACCUCUUGCCAUCACCCUCGACGGUCAUGGGUUGGUGGUCACCCUGGCCCGUGAAGAUGACCUGGUUGAUGACAUCUCCGGUCUUGACAUCGACGAGCUGGACGCAGAGUUAGGAGAGAUGAAAGCUCAGAUGGAAUUGGGAACGUACACCAGCGACGUAUCCGCGGAAGCCUUUGUGGACGGGAAUCUCAACUUUGUUGGUCAUUUUGGAAUUGCUCUGAUUGUGAGUAACUUUACACGUUUUAAUUCUCAAUAUGAACGCUUACCGAUAUCUCGCUUAAAGGAGAAACAUUCCGAAUUAAGGAAGACAUUCAAUGUGUGCGUCGUUAUAGUCCUCAGGGACGCACGACCUUCAGAAGGAGAUAAUAGUCAUGAACUUCUGACAGUCCAAUUCAAGGAGUGUGCCAGAUAUGUCUAUUGGCCGUCGGCAAAGGGACUCGACAGCGGCAUAUACGAGCCACUUCCUUGGCAAAAAAAGGUCCCCACACUAUCGUCGAGACUCAUAGCCCUUAGUACCCUAUUCCCUACAGUGGUGAAGCCUUGUUCCACCCGGAGGCGAGAUGGUACCUGCGCGGAAAAUGCAAUUCGCGACGUCCAAGACAGAUUUUGGGGCAUCCGUCCGUCUAGAUUCUCUUUUCUGAUAGACAAAAUGAGGAUGUGA
This is a messenger RNA of Acaulospora colombiana, 813 nucleotides long. The record is from the annotation of a GenBank genome assembly. NCBI's taxonomy places the organism in Eukaryota, Fungi, Glomeromycota, Glomeromycetes, Diversisporales, Acaulosporaceae.